AUGGCUACUUCGCAGCCGCUCUUCCAGUCGAAGAUCGAUGUGUGCAAAGUCAAGAAGGAGAAGAAGGCCGAUAAAGUGCCGAACAUCAUCAAAAAGCAGGUGCCCAAGAUAGCGAAGGCCAAGCCAAAACAACUUACCGCACGUGUAUUCGCCGACAGGAUGGAAUUGAGAUCUGCCGCCAAAAAGGUUCCCAUCAAUGUUGUGCAGUUUUCUAAAAUCAAGAAGGUCAGCAAAGGGGCCGAAAAGGACAAAGUAGCAGCCCUGACAUACGAGGGAGAUAAGAAGAAGCCGAACUGGGUGGUAUUCUUGCGUUUCAACACUGACAAAGGAUAUGACGAAUUUCUGAAGCAAGUGGACAAAGCAAAACACCCAGAGACGGCACAGGAGCAACCA
Molecule: messenger RNA, 393 nt
Organism: Dibothriocephalus latus
Lineage: Eukaryota; Metazoa; Platyhelminthes; Cestoda; Diphyllobothriidea; Diphyllobothriidae
Source: the annotation of a GenBank genome assembly